Sesamum indicum (sesame) is the source of this 1838-nucleotide messenger RNA. The record is from RefSeq and is a predicted model, not a curated record. NCBI's taxonomy places the organism in Eukaryota, Viridiplantae, Streptophyta, Magnoliopsida, Lamiales, Pedaliaceae.
CAGCCAUGAAAAGGAAAAGAUGAGAGCUAGUGUGCUUCCACGCACAUCAUCUUCUCAUUCUCGUCUCUCUCGCACCCCGUUUUGUUCCACUCUCUCUUUCUCUCUCCCCUCUCUCUUCGAGGGUUCUUCUCUUUUCUUUUCUUUUCCUUUCUUUUCUUUUUGUUUUUUUCCCACUUUCAUUUUUAUUAAUUAAUUAAUUAUUCUUUUUCAAUUUCCCUCUCCUGUUUCUGGGACUCGAUUAUUAUUAUUAUUAUUAUUAUUUGAGUUCAUAUUUUUGUUUUAUAUUUGAAAAAAAAGAAGAUGCAGCAGCAGAGGUUGAAGCAGCAGCAGCAAGCACUGAUGCAGCAAUCCCUUUACCACCCGGGUCUCCUCGCUCCUCCUCAGAUAGAGCCUAUCUUGAGCGGAAAUUUGCCACCUGGUUUUGAUUCAAGUACAUGCCGCAGUGUGUAUGUUGGAAAUAUCCACCCACAAGUUACUGAACCUCUUCUUCAAGAGGUUUUCUCGAGUACAGGUCCUCUUGAAGGUUGCAAGCUCAUUCGGAAAGAGAAGUCAUCCUAUGGUUUUGUGGAUUACUUUGAUCGUCGAUCAGCAGCCCUCGCCAUUGUGACUCUGAAUGGCAGGCAUUUGUUUGGACAGCCUAUAAAGGUCAAUUGGGCAUAUGCUAGUGCUCAGAGAGAGGAUACAUCAAAUCAUUUCAACAUUUUCGUCGGUGAUCUUAGUCCUGAGGUUACUGAUGCCACCUUAUUUGCAUGCUUUUCUGUCUAUCCUACUUGCUCAGAUGCAAGGGUCAUGUGGGAUCAGAAGACUGGCCGUUCAAGGGGUUUUGGGUUUGUUUCUUUUCGCAGUCAGCAGGAUGCUCAAAGUGCGAUAAAUGACCUAACUGGAAAGUGGCUUGGAAGUAGACAAAUUCGUUGCAACUGGGCCACAAAAGGUGCUGGAAAUGAUGACCAGCAGAGUUCUGAUUCAAAGAAUAUCGUGGAACUAACAAAUGGAACAUUAGAAGGUCAAGAAAAGAGGAAUGAAGAUGCUCCAGAAAAUAAUCCUCAGUAUACCACUGUCUAUGUCGGCAAUCUUGCUCCUGAAGUAACAUCAGUUGAUCUCCACCGCCAUUUUCAUGCACUUGGGGUUGGAGUAAUUGAAGACGUCCGCAUUCAAAGAGACAAAGGUUUUGGGUUUGUAAGGUACAGUACACAUGCUGAAGCUGCCCGUGCAAUCCAGAUGGGAAAUGCCCGAAUUCUUUUUGGCAAACCGGUUAAGUGCUCAUGGGGUAACAAGCCUACCCCUCUAGGAACCAGUUCUGCCCCUCUACCUCCACCAGCUGCUGCACAUAUGCCUGGGUUUACGGCUGCUGAUCUUGCUGCCUAUGAACGGCAACUUGCUUUGAGUAAAAUGAGUGCUGCACAAGCUCUGAUGAAUCCACAGGCUCAGCGUCUUGGCGCUGCUACUCAAGCAAUAUAUGAUAGCGGAUAUCAAGGCAUCAAUACAACCCAGCCGCCCUUGUAUUACCAGUAAGGUAGGAGCUCUUGCCGCUUUGCAAGAACGAGUUUAAGUUUUUAAAGUUAUGAUAGCUUUUGCCUCUACCACUUACUGCAUUUGUUUCCUCUUCAUUCCAAAGGGGGCCCCAUAUAGUUGCAGCUUGUAUGGUAAUUUAGCUUGUAUCCUAGUUUUUCUAUUAGGGACUCUUGCCUGGGAUGGGUGAGCAAAACUCUGUUUCUAAGGGGUUCCUUAUAGUUUUCCUCGCAAGCAGAGUUUGUCGGAAUAAUUGUCGGUCCUUGUGGCAUGCUAAUACUUUGUGAUGUUUAUCGAUUAAUAUUUAUCAUUUCCAGAACGACGGAUUU